AUGAGCGACUCCAAUGCGCUAUACAAUCAACCAAUAGUACUAGACAAUGGCUCGGGUAUCAUUAAAGCUGGGUUUAGCGGUGAAGAACGACCUCAAUGCAUAGAAUACUCAUUAGUGGGAACUCCAAAAUAUAGCAAAGUUAUGGCAGGUGGGUUGUCAAGCGAUUCUCAAUUGGUAGGUAACGCAGCUCAAAGGGAGAGGGGACUGCUAAGACUGCGAUAUCCCUUGGAACACGGUAUCGUGCAAGAUUGGAAUAGUUUGGAAGAUCUAUGGACGUAUGUGCUGCAAGAUGCUUUGAAGCUGAAAAAUACCAAGGACCAUCCAAUUUUAGUUACGGAGGCUCCUCUCAACCCGUCUAGAAACCGGGAAAAAAUGUGUGAACUUCUAUUCGAUUUGUUCAACAUGCCAGCUGUAUAUGUGUCUAUCCAAGCAGUCUUGGCACUUUAUGCGGGAGGAAGAACUACAGGAUGUGUGCUUGAUUGUGGAGAUGGAGUUUGUCACAGUGUUCCGGUCUACGAUGGUUUUACUUUGCCAACUGCGGUUAGAAGAAUGGACGUAGCAGGACGCGAUGUCACUGAAUUCUUACAACUCUUAUUAAGAAAAUCAACUGGUGUUUCGCUCUUCUCUAGUUCAGAAAAGGAGAUUGUACGAAUCGUCAAGGAAAAAGCAUGUUAUGUGGCAACAGAUGUAGCAAGUGAGGAAAGCAAAUACGGGGGACUUGAUGGACUAAAAGCGCACACCAAGUUCAAGUUACCGGACGGUAAAAUCCUUUCUAUGGGUGCCGAAAAAUUCAGAGCUCCAGAAGUUUUAUUUCGACCACAGCUUAUAGGCUCUGAAGGUGACGGUGUUGCAGAACUGUGCAAUCAAAGUAUUUUGAAAGUGGAUUUAGAUUUGCGAUCUUCGUUAUAUUCAAAUGUGGUCCUCAGCGGAGGGUCGACUUUGUUCCCCGGUUUUGGAGAUCGACUGCUCAAUGAACUACGCAUCAAGUGCGGCUCCAGCAAUAAAAUCAAGAUUUUUGCCCCGCCAGAAAGAAAGCACAGCACCUGGAUUGGUGGGUCCAUUUUAGCGGGUCUAUCAACUUUUGAAAAGAUCUGGAUCACGAAAGCCGAAUGGCAAGAAAAUCCGCAAUGCGUGCAUUCGCAGUUCAUGUGA
Messenger RNA from Lachancea lanzarotensis, 1152 nucleotides. RefSeq names its product LALA0S04e01970g1_1 (gene ARP1). NCBI's taxonomy places the organism in Eukaryota, Fungi, Ascomycota, Saccharomycetes, Saccharomycetales, Saccharomycetaceae. The record is from RefSeq and is a predicted model, not a curated record. The coding region runs from base 1 to 1152 and encodes 383 amino acids. The transcript has a single exon.